Molecule: messenger RNA, 2924 nt
Organism: Nothobranchius furzeri (turquoise killifish)
Lineage: Eukaryota; Metazoa; Chordata; Actinopteri; Cyprinodontiformes; Nothobranchiidae
Gene: fzd5
Product: frizzled class receptor 5
Biological process (GO): non-canonical Wnt signaling pathway; canonical Wnt signaling pathway
Cellular component (GO): plasma membrane
Molecular function (GO): Wnt-protein binding; Wnt receptor activity
Source: RefSeq, a predicted model, not a curated record
AAAGAGGCUGAGUUGUGCCAUUUCCGACAGCCGUGAAGGCAGCAGAGCCUCCGUUUGAUGAGAAGGCGCUGAAGCUUCAGACCGACUUUAUUUCACCCUCGAGCGCAGCAGCGCGUGGACCUUUGGGAGAUAAGUGUUUAUCCUGAUAGACUGCUGGUGUUUUUUUCUGCUUAUUCCCAUUUUCCAGCUGAAACAAACAGAUGAGGGAACUUUUAAAAGUUUGGAAAAAUAACCGAGACGCAUCAAGUGGAUUUGACGCACCAGCCAUCCUCCUCGUGGCGCAAAAAGAGGUCACUUAUGGGACAUUUUGCACACAUUUAAUAACUUCUGAUUGGUUUAUUUCAUCCAGUUUUAUGACAACAUUUAAGACCCUGACGCGGUGAUGCGGCUCUUUGCGACCCGUCGGGGGGAGACGGAGCUGGUACAAAUGUCCCUGGGUCAUUAAAUUUAUUGGAACGUGACUGCCGGAUAUGAACUUUCUCCGUAAUGAUUGUUGAAGUCCUGGUGAAUGAUUGACAGCUCGGAGGGAUGUGGACGAACUGGUUUAUUUUAAAUAAGAAGCGUGUUGGUGCAGAAAACAAAGUCCUAGGUUUAAAUGAACCAGAAGGAAAAAGGUUUCCAGUCAUGAACUGGAAUUAAAAAGAACAUUUGUUUGAGUUGAUGAAUGGACUAAAUCUUAUUCUGCUGAUGUUUGUUUGAGCUGUGGGACUCAUGUGCUGCCUGCUGUUCCUGCUGCUGCUCUGGUGUCCUGGUCUCUCGUUAGGAGCCUCCAAGGACCUGGUGUGUGAGCCCAUAACUGUUCCCAUGUGCAAGGGCAUCGGCUACAACUUAACCUACAUGCCCAACCAGUUCAACCACGACACCCAGGAGGAGGUGGGGCUGGAGGUGCACCAGUUCUGGCCCCUGGUCCGCAUUCACUGCUCUCCGGACCUGCUCUUCUUCCUCUGCAGCAUGUACACACCGAUCUGCCUGCCGGACUACAGAAAACCACUUCCUCCCUGCCGUUCUGUGUGUGAGCGGGCCAAGCAGGGCUGCUCCCCCCUCAUGAGCCAGUAUGGCUUCGAGUGGCCUGAGAGAAUGAGUUGUGAGCAGCUUCCCCAGCUUGGUGACGAAAUUCUGUGCAUGGACCAGAACAACAGCGAGACCACCACUCUGGCACCUCCAUUCCCCAAGUCUACGCCCAAAAUCCGGACCAGACCUCCCAGCUCCUCUCAGUGUGACAGGGAGUGCCGCUGCCGGGACCCCCUGGUGCCCAUUAAGAGGGAGUCUCACGUCCUGUACGGCCGGGUCCAGACAGGACCGUUGCCUAACUGUGCUCAGCCCUGUCACAUGCCUUAUUUCUCAGCAGAUGAACGAGCUUUUACAAGCUUCUGGGUGGGACUCUGGUCUGUGCUGUGCUUCGUCUCCACCUUAACCACCGUUGCCACCUUCCUGAUCGACAUGGAGCGCUUCAAGUACCCAGAGAGGCCCAUCAUAUUCCUGUCUGCCUGCUACCUCUUCGUCUCCUUGGGUUACAUCAUCCGGUUGGUGGCAGGUCACGAGCGAGUGGCGUGUGGUGCCAGCGCAGGUGGCAGCCAGCUACACAUCCUCUACGAUGCUUCUGGCCCUGCCCUUUGCACCCUGGUCUUCUUGUUGGUGUAUUUCUUUGGCAUGGCCAGCUCCAUCUGGUGGGUGGUGCUGUCCUUCACCUGGUUCCUUGCUGCAGGGAUGAAGUGGGGCAGCGAGGCCAUAGCAGGGUAUUCCCAGUAUUUCCACCUUGCAGCGUGGCUAAUCCCCAGCAUCAAGUCCAUUGUGGUCCUCGCCUUGAGCUCUGUGGACGGAGACCCAGUGGCAGGAAUCUGCUAUGUCGGAAACCAGAGCCUGGAGAACUUGAGGGGGUUUGUCCUAGCCCCUCUUGUGGUCUAUCUCUUCAGCGGCUCACUUUUCUUACUCGCAGGUUUUGUGUCUUUAUUCCGCAUCAGGAGCAUCAUCAAACAAGGCGGAACCAAGACGGACAAGCUGGAGCGGUUGAUGAUUCGCAUCGGGCUCUUCACGGUUCUGUACACAGUCCCGGCCACCAUCGUGGUGGCCUGCCUGGUCUACGAGCAGCAUUACCGCCCUGGCUGGGAGCGAGCCUUGGCCUGCUCCUGCCUGCCAGAGCGCCAGCGCUCGGGUUUAGCUCCAGACUACGCCGUCUUCAUGCUCAAAUACUUCAUGUGCUUGGUGGUGGGCAUCACUUCCGGAGUCUGGAUUUGGUCUGGAAAAACUCUGGAGUCCUGGAGGAGAUUUGUGGCUAGAUGCUGCCCCUGCUGGCCACAGAAAGCCAUUGCACCACCAUCCAUGUACAGUGAAGCCAGCACAGCUUUAACUGGACAUACGAGGACUGGACUGACAUCAGGAAUCUACCAUAAGGCCCCUCCAUCACAUAUAUGAACAGACUGAAACCACCAUGUUUUUUUUUUACACAAGAAUAAUCUUCAUACUCUCCAGUGUUAAGACAAGAUCAUGGACAAACACCAGGACUGUAUCUAUUUUUGUGUCCGUUUCUCUGAAUAGAAUCAGAAAAAAGAUUUUAAUCAGGAGUAUUUAUAUUAAAAUAGAUUUGGGCACCCUUAAAACCACCUCUACAGAGUCAAACUCACACUUCUUCCUUCUGUUCCAGAGCACUGAGACUAAAUCUAUUUAUUGAUGUACAUAUUGUAGAUAUUUGUUGUAUAAUAAACAGUUAAGCUUCUGGACAACCACCAAGUCUCGUGUAAAAAAACAAAUAGCUUUUCAUUUGUAUAAACUGUGCAUAAAUGUGAUGUACAGGUCCGUGUUUGAGUGUGGAAACGAGCUGAAAGUCUUUACUGUGAUUAGGAAAUUCAUUUGCCGUGUCUUUAAUGCUGGCUCUGACAUGACCUCUUAGUUCUGUGAAGUCAUUAAAGUGUCUAUGUGAAAGGAGA